AUGACCGGAUGGCUGACAAACUUGCAGGAAGAGAAGCAGAAGGCGGCAGAAGUCAUUUACACAGCGUACAAAUGUCGGGGAUAUAACAAUUUUCUCUUAUUUGAUCCCCACGUCGCCAUCGAAACUUUGUAUUCAUGGUCAGCUCUGAAUACUCAUGAUCUUGCUGAAUACAUUACACCAGCAAUCAUUGAGCUCACCAAGAACGUUGACAUUAAGCAGCUCCACUUGAUUGGUCACAGUCUAGGAGCUCACAUUGCCGGUAACAUAGGGCGAAUAUACAAGGAGGAAACUGGCAAAACCUUACCGAGAAUCACAGGACUUGAUCCGGCUCGAGUAUGCUUCAAUACUGGAGGGGGUCUUAGGGGUCUGGAGCGCGGAGUUGCUGAUCUAGUCGAUGUCAUUCACUCCAAUUCCGGAGGCUUGGGCGCCAAGGACUCAAUAGGCGAUGUAGACUUCUUUCCAAAUGGUGCAGUGGUGAAUAUGCCUGGUUGCUCCUCUCUCUCGUGCUCUCACUCGAGAUCUUGGCGAUAUUAUGCUGAAAGCGUUUAUCCCGGAAAUGAAAAUGGAUUUCUUGCCAAAAGGUGUAAUUUGUUUUUGGCUUACAAACAGGAAUUGUGCUCCGGUGAAGAUAUAAUACCUAUGGGCUAUGCCACACCUACUAAUGCCACAGGAAAUUACUACUUGGAAACAAAUGCCGAAUCACCUUACGGAUUUAAUUCGAUGACAAGCGUGAAAUGUGCAAACUGAUAUAAAUUUUUGAAAAAUAUUAGCAUUGAAAUAAAAUCUCAUUCUUAGAACAGUUUAAUCCUCACGACAUCUUACUCAAUUUUGUGACUUGGAGAAAAAAAUCAAAUGAUGAGAUUUGUUGACGAGCAAUAAGAAGAGUGGCAAGUGACCAGGAAAAGAACAAUAAA
This is a messenger RNA of Phlebotomus argentipes, 914 nucleotides long. Its product is annotated as vitellogenin-2-like. Bases 1 to 747 code for a protein of 248 amino acids. Gene Ontology annotation, molecular function: lipase activity. The transcript is spliced from 2 exons. Lineage: Eukaryota; Metazoa; Arthropoda; Insecta; Diptera; Psychodidae. The record is from RefSeq and is a predicted model, not a curated record.